CUAGUAAAACAGGGCCAAAAAGACUCUUCUUUACUAACCGACUGUGUCGAGAAGGUGGAUAUUAUUCUCCAUUGUUAAUCGCUACGAACGAAACGAAACUGUAAGCAAAUUCGAAAGCUACAAUGUCCGACCAAACUUCCUCUCGCGACGCGGCGUCCAAUCAGCUCGACGCCUACGCUUCCCAAAGAUACGUCGUCUCGCCAGCGAUAGAACUAUUAAAGGCCAGUAAUGGUGCACCGGUGGAUUCCCUUACUGCGAGUAUGACGGCAGGUCCUCGGGGACCGAUCGUGUUGCAGGAUUUCACUUUACUCGAUCAUAUGGCUCGUUUCGAUCGCGAGCGCAUUCCUGAACGUGUUGUACACGCCAAAGGCGCCGGAGCAUUUGGAGUUUUCCAAGUCACCAGCCCAGAACCCAUUCGAUCCGUUUGCAAGGCCCAAGUGUUUCAGAGUAUGGAACCCACGCCGGUGGCGGUACGUUUCUCCACCGUAGGGGGAGAGACCGGUUCGGCCGAUACUGCUCGCGAUCCACGCGGAUUUGCCGUCAAGUUUUACACCACCGAGGGCAAUUGGGAUUUGGUGGGGAACAAUACGCCCAUUUUCUUCAUUCGUGAUCCUAUGCUGUUCCCUUCCUUCAUUCAUACACAAAAACGGAAUCCGGCUACACAUUUGGCCGAUCCAGACGCCUUCUGGGAUUUCAUUGGUCUGCGUCCGGAAACUACCCAUCAAGUAACGUUUCUCUUUUCGGAUCGCGGCACUCCGGACGGCUACCGUCACAUGAAUGGGUACGGGUCGCACACGUUCAAAAACGUGAAUAGUAACGGCGAAGCUGUCUACGUCAAGUACCACUGGAAAACCGACCAGGGUGUGGCCAACUUGGACGCCGAGCACGCGGCGCGGUUGGCGGCUUCCGAUCCUGACUACGCGACACGCGAUUUGUACAACGCCAUUGCAACCGGCAACUACCCCUCGUGGACACUGUACGUGCAAAUCAUGACGUACGCCGAGGCGGCAGCGGUCGACAUUAAUCCCUUUGAUUUAACCAAAGUUUGGCCACAUUCUCGUUUCCCGCUCCACGAAGUCGGACGAAUGACCCUGAAUCGCAAUCCGAAAGACUACUUUGCCGAAGUGGAACAAUUGGCAUUUGCCCCUUCUCACCUGGUUCCCGGCAUCGAACCGUCACCAGACAAAAUGCUCCAAGCGCGAUUGUUUUCCUAUCCCGAUACGCACAGGCACCGAUUAGGGACAAACUACCAAGCCAUUCCUGUCAAUGCCCCACGCAAUAUAUCUGCAGCACAGCAGCACAAUUACCAGCGAGACGGGCCAAUGCAGGUGACAGAAAAUGGUGCGGGCGCGCCCAACUACUUUCCCAAUUCGUUUGGUGGAGUGCAACCACCGCCAGCUACAGCCCACGGCCCCGAGCUUGCGUGGCACGCCGAUACGGUAUCGGGUCAGGUUGUCCGGAUCGAUACGGGCGAUGAGGAUAACGUUUCGCAGUGUCGAGAUUUCUACCGCAACGUCCUGGACCAGGCCGCCCGCGCUCGCUUGACAGACAACCUGGCUGCUCAUCUGUGUCGGGCGCAGCCGUUCCUGCGGGCCCGGGCGAUCCACAACUUUACCCAAGUCGACUCCACCUUUGGUGCGCAGCUGAAAGCAGCAGUGGCACAAAAGGUGAUGCAUACGCCGCCGCCAUCCCAGAGCAGGCGUCGUCCGGCAAAGUUGAAUCCACCCCGAAUCGUACCGCCACCAACGGCUUCAAGAGGCUUGUGUCCAGCCGGUUAUGGGAAUCAAGGUAGUCCAGCCCACGGGUACGCUAGUAAGCUUUAGGGAUUUCAGGGACGUAUUAACUG
This is a messenger RNA of Phaeodactylum tricornutum CCAP 1055/1, 1846 nucleotides long. RefSeq names its product catalase. NCBI's taxonomy places the organism in Eukaryota, Bacillariophyta, Bacillariophyceae, Surirellales, Neidiaceae. Gene Ontology annotation, cellular component: mitochondrion; peroxisome; cytoplasm. The coding region runs from base 123 to 1823 and encodes 566 amino acids. Gene Ontology annotation, biological process: hydrogen peroxide catabolic process; response to hydrogen peroxide. The record is from RefSeq and is a predicted model, not a curated record. Gene Ontology annotation, molecular function: catalase activity; heme binding. The transcript has a single exon.